Talpa occidentalis (Iberian mole) is the source of this 1844-nucleotide messenger RNA. RefSeq names its product alpha-N-acetylgalactosaminide alpha-2,6-sialyltransferase 2-like. The coding region runs from base 7 to 1083 and encodes 358 amino acids. The transcript has a single exon. The record is from RefSeq and is a predicted model, not a curated record. NCBI's taxonomy places the organism in Eukaryota, Metazoa, Chordata, Mammalia, Eulipotyphla, Talpidae. Gene Ontology annotation, molecular function: sialyltransferase activity.
UGCAGGAUGAGGUGCAGGUGCCUCACGGGGGUCUGGCGAGGGGUCCUGCUUGUAGCCUUCUGCACCGGGCUAAUCUGCUAUUGGGUAGCAGAGGAGCAGGGCUGGUGGUUCAGGCCCCUGGCUCGCACCUCAGAAUUUGAGACACAACAGACCUGCGCCCGGCCCCUGGCUCUGGCCAUGCAGCGCCAUCCACGCUUCCGGCAACUCUUCGAUCUCUCCAUGCCGGUGCUGCUGUGGGACCGCCUCUUCACCCAGGAGCUCUGGGAUCGCCUCAACCAGUUCAGAGCGCCCUAUUCCUGGCAAGGUCUUCCCAUUCAAUCCAUUGCUUCUGCCCUGAGACUUCUGAACAGCUCCCAGAGCGCAGAGUUACUCUCUACCUCCCAGGGGCUGCGUCCAGCUUGCGCUCGAUGUGCCGUGGUGGCCAAUGGAGGGAUUUUAAAUGGCUCCCGCCAGGGCCCACGCAUCGACGCCCACGACUUUGUCUUCAGACUCAAUGGUGCAGUGAUCAAAGGCUUUGAGGAAGACGUGGGUACUAAGACCUCCUUCUAUUGUUUCACUACGAAUACCAUGAAGAACUCCCUCGUGAACUAUAAGCACGUGGGCUUCACCUCUGUGCCACAAGGAGAGAACAUGAGCUAUGUCUUCAUCCCUUCCAGCAUCCGUGACUAUUUGAUGCUGCAGUCGGCCCUUCUGGGUGUGCCUGUCCCAGAGGGUCAUGACAAAGGGGACAUGCCUCAAACCUAUUUUGGACCAGGAUCUCCUCCAGGUAAAUUUAAGCUACUACAUCCAAACUUCAUCCACUACUUGACAGAAAGGUUUUUGAAUUCCAGUUAUAGUACCACAGUCUCCAAAGGCAUAUACAUUCCUAGUACUGGGGCCCUCAUCCUGCUGACAGCUUUGCAUACCUGUGACCAGGUUAGUGCCUAUGGAUUUAUCACAAGAAACUACAGGAAAUUUUCUUGCUACUAUUUUGACAGACGUAAGACACCACUGACAUUUUAUACAAACCACGAUCUGCAUCUUGAAGCCAAGCUCUGGAAGAACUUGCACAAGGCUGGCAUCAUUAAGCUGUACCAGCGUUGAUUCCAAAGGUCCUCAGCCUCUGGAUUCUCCUUGAAAAGCUGUGGUUCUCAUUCUCUAAUGGCCCAAACCUCUUUCUUUUCAACCUAUGAGAGGUGCAAGUCUCCUCUACCCUCCCCUUCUUCCUAAUUUGGGAUAUAUGCCAACUGUAAGAGGUCAAAUGUUAGGCACCCAAUGUUGUGUUCAACUCUUCCAAGAGAACUCCCUUCCGGUCUUAGCUAGACAAUGCAGCUUUAGCAAUGGAAAAAUGAUUAGAUUAUUCUAAAAAUGAAAGAUACCACUUUCAGGAAGAUAAGAUGUAACUUCAGUGAGCGAGACACAGGCAUACCUUACACUAGGCAUCUUAAAACCAGGAUUAGGAACAGUUGAGCCAUUCAAGCCUUAUCACUUGAACAAGAUCAACCAGUAAUUCAGAAGUUUAGAUGCAAUGCCUAGUUAAAAUCUCUCCCACUCACUAUGUCAAGAUUUCACAGAACAGUACAAUAAUUCUUGAGCAAGUCACGGAUAAGUCUUAAGAAUCUUUUGAAGAUGUUAAUUUUCUGAAAAUAUUAGCUUGAUUCUACCCAUGGAGAAGGGAGCAUCUUACCUGAUACAGUGGGAGCAUAAAAAAAGUGGAAGAGGAAAAAAAAACAACAAAGUAAUUUGGCAUUAAAUAAUUCCAUAAUGGCAAUUAUUUGUUUUUGUUUUGAUUUUGCAUUGGGGGAGUGGAGAAAGCAUAUAAAAUGCAAGAGAAAGGCACGCUUAGAAUUCAAGAGCUAUAUGAG